Elaeis guineensis (African oil palm) is the source of this 1778-nucleotide messenger RNA. RefSeq names its product homeobox protein knotted-1-like 2. Gene Ontology annotation, biological process: regulation of DNA-templated transcription. Gene Ontology annotation, molecular function: DNA binding. The record is from RefSeq and is a predicted model, not a curated record. Gene Ontology annotation, cellular component: nucleus. NCBI's taxonomy places the organism in Eukaryota, Viridiplantae, Streptophyta, Magnoliopsida, Arecales, Arecaceae.
AUGGCGUUCCACAGCCACCUGUCGCACGAGAUGGCGCUGCCGCCGUACGCGGAGCAGCAGCUGGGGGAGGGCCCGGCGGUGCUCACGACCUCCGACGAGGCCGUUAGGAAGGCGUCCGGCGGAGGAGGGGGAGGGCCUUCUUGGCUCAGCAGCGCCGUACUUCGGCAGCAAGGCCACAACUACGGCGCCGACGGGAGCUUCCUCCACCUCCAGACCGCCUCCGACUCGUCCGCCUCCCCGGCGGCCGGCGCGGGCGGGGUUCAGUGGCUCCCGAGGCCGCAGAUGCGCGGCAGCGACGAGGAGAACCCGGUGUCGGGCGAGUCCAUGAUCGUGGCGGCGAUGUCGCACGGAGGCCGAGGAGGAGGGUCGAGCGUGCAGGGCGGCGGAGCGGGGGAGGGGGAGGCGGAGGCGGCGGCGGCCGGGGAGGGGACGUGGCAGAACGCGAGGUACAAGGCGGAGAUCCUGUCGCACCCGCUGUACGAGCAGCUGCUGGCGGCGCAUGUGGCGUGCCUGAGGAUCGCGACGCCGGUGGACCAGCUUUCCCGUAUCGACGCGCAGCUGGCCCAGUCCCAGCACGUCGUCGCCAAGUACUCCAUGCUCGGCGCUGCCGCCAACACCGACGACAAGGAGCUCAACCAGUUCAUGACACACUAUGUCUUGUUACUCUGUUCCUUCAAAGAGCAACUACAACAACAUGUUCGUGUUCAUGCAAUGGAAGCAGUGAUGGCCUGCUGGGAGCUUGAGCAAUCUCUACAGAGCCUGACAGGUGUCUCGCCUGGUGAAGGUACAGGCGCAACCAUGUCUGAUGAUGAUGACGACGACCAGGCAGACAGCGACACCAACUUGUUUGAUGGAAGCUUGGAUGGGCCUGACAGCAUGGGUUUUGGCCCUCUUGUUCCUACUGAGAGCGAGCGGUCAUUAAUGGAGCGUGUCAGGCAAGAGCUGAAGCAUGAGUUGAAGCAGGGUUACAAAGAGAAGAUUGUAGACAUCCGAGAAGAGAUCCUACGCAAGCGAAGAGCUGGAAAACUGCCUGGAGAUUCCACUUCUCUUUUGAAGGCUUGGUGGCAAUCCCACUCUAAGUGGCCCUACCCAACAGAAGAUGAUAAAGCACGACUGGUGCAGGAGACGGGUCUGCAACUAAAGCAGAUCAAUAACUGGUUCAUCAACCAAAGGAAGAGGAACUGGCACAGCAAUCCUUCUUCCUCCACCGCACUGAAGAGUAAACGCAAAAGGUGACCACAAUGCUGAACACUUCAUGUGAGAUGAUGGCCGAGCAUUUAAACAGUCCUGAAAUGGAGCUCAAUCGCUAAUCUAGCAGGCAGUAGAGUAAAUAUUAGCACAAACGUUCUGAAAGAUGGGCUGAGAAACCGUCACAUGUAAACUACUGAGGAAAGCCAGUGUAUCAAUGGGACAAACCACCAUAGUUCUACAAGCACUUGAUAUCCGAAUAUAUGCAUCAGCUUUACAGGUUUGUAGCCAUGCUAUUGCACUAAGUGGGCUAAAAGGUCGGAAUAUUGCAAUUACAAUGCCAGAAGAUUAUGUGGAACUUAUUUCCUACGUUGGCACUUGGCAGAUUAAGGUCUUGUUUGCACUCUCUGUAUCGUUGAAUAAAAUGAUGGAGCUAUUAGUGUACAGUAUAAUAAUUUUGCAGUGCUUGUCAAUGCGGUGAACCGGAGUGAAUUUAUUGUGCUUUUGCAUGUCAAUGAUCUACUGGUUGAAGCGUUGUGCUACGUAAUUCGAGACUUUAAAUUCACAGCGAAUUCUCUUUUUCUGUUUCA